UACAAUAGAGAAAACUGCAUUUCUUUUCAUCUCAUCGGGUGCAGGGGAAGGCUCUUUGCACAGGCUUCAGUCCCUGUGUUUCAUAAGCUCUCCAGAGCCACACUGGAACAGAAAUCAACGCCCAAAAAACAUUUUAAGAGUAAAUAGUCCCAAGUACAUUCCCAGCAGGUGGCCAGAUUUACCAAUAGCAGAAGAGCUUUUAAGUUACUAGUGCUGGGUUUUAGCUGUCAUUUGGGGCUGAAGCAAUGGCUAGACAUGAGCAGUGUUGUAAAUUUGGCAGUGGCUCUGGCACAUGUGAGCUGCUGGCGGGAGGCACUGCGGGCAGCAUUUUCCUCUGCUCCUGUGGUUUUUCUGGCUGGUGUGAUGCCGUAGCAUCAGUGCGAAGCUCCCUCCAGCUCAGUUGCAGUCCAUAAAUACCAACCCAGUGCGCCGGUUUGGGAUACCACAGUGACAACUGGGCACGGGGACACCUGGUGUGAUGGCAACCUGAAGGCAGGUGCAUCCAGAGAGGACACAAAAUUCAGCAGUGAAGUGACCAGCCUGCAGGCAAUGUCCCAAGUGGUCGUAAAAACACAGAGAAAGGCUAAAUAUUUGAGGCUCCUUUUCUGAGGAACUGGACAAUUAUGAUAGUGAAGGAAAGAAUGAGUGAGAAAAAACAAUGUGCCUUUUGAGCAAGACGUCAUUACCUGCAAGACCCAGCAUUGUAUCAUGGAUGGGCACAAGCACGGAAGUUCAGUUGAUUUGUUUGGAGAGAAAGACACCCCCCGUUUACAUAGCAGACCUUACUCUACCUCGAAUUGUUGUGCAGGUGAUGCAGCUCUGGUUGGGGUACGUCUCUGGUGGGCUCCGAGCCCAUGUCCCUGCAGGUGGGGACAGUGCCACAGCAUGUCCCCAAGGCUGGGGCUCCCAGCUGCACCCCAGAGACAACUUGCUUCAAAACCCAAAAUCCCAUGGACAUGUGUUGUCCUGAGCAGCACAGCCCACCACCGUGCUCUUCUUGCAGGCGUGCUUUUAAUAGGCAGAUAUUCAGCCUACAAACCCCAGGCAUCCUUUUGGGUUUGUUGCCACAGCUGAAAAAUCUGAUGGCAACAGGAGGACUCCCAGGUGUUACAGGAGGAGUGGGUUUGCCACAUUUUAAAGUCAGAUUAGUCAAUACAGGUGGAAGCCCUGAUCCUGCUCUUAGCAUCAAAGGUGCACAUCUAUUCCAGCUCCUGAGUGUCUUGUUCAGCAAAGCACAUAAGCACCUGCUUAGCUGUAUGAACAUGGAUCCCAUCUCCUCAUCUCCGGGAUUUAUGGCCAAGCUUAUAGUUAAAUACGUCUCCAAAGUGGCUUAAGUGCUGCAGUGAGCAGGGCUGAAGUAUCUCACAAGCUUACAGCCUUUGCCAAACCGUGUCUUUAAGAUUCUCUGGCUCACAAGAUGCUUGUGUUUGUGUUCCCCCAGAACAGAAGAAGCCUGGCAAGGUUUGGGGGGGUCUGAAAACAUACAUAACAACCAUCAUCUCUCUGUCACCAAGUGUCACGUUUGUCCCCAUCUGGCCAAGCUGGUCAAUGCCUCCUUAGCAUGAUUACCGAAACACAAUUGUCCUUCCUCAGCCUCGUUUGUGUCUCUGUCUGGGAACAAGAUUUGUGUGUACACCAACAACUAGAAAGCUACAUUUUUCUGCACUGAUGUAUUUCAUGGAGCUAAAAUAAUACACACCAUAAGAAUAAUUUCUGUUUAAAGCUCCUGCGUGCGUAAUAUUUCGCAUAUAUUUUCUUUUUUCAUCUUUAAAAUUACUCUGUCACUGCUGAGCUGCAGCAUCUCUAAUCUGUACAGAUGAAGAUGCAGGAAAUCUGGAAUAUGUUAUUAAUAUAUGGCAAUUCCCAGAGCAUUAGGGGCUUACGCAUAUUGUGGCAGACACCGUGAAACAGCAGAAAAAACUAAUAACAUGUAAAGCAAGAGCAAACCCUAUUCCAGGAAGCUUAUUUGCAAGCCACUGAUGUGAAAUACAAGGGGUAGAGCCGUCUGAUGGUGCAGGGAGCACAAGAGAAGUGCUUAGCGCAUCCCAUGCACAGCUCGUUUGGGAAUUAGUUGCUGAGGAUGGGGCAAACCCGCAGCAGCCCAGCCAGGCAAUGUGCAGCGUUUAGAGCAGAAAGAGCUAAGCCAGCUCAGACACACUGCUUUAGCUUCUUAAAUGCCAGAGAUCCCCACAAAGCAUCACUCACAAUAGUUUGAUCUACUUAAACUCUAAACACUCAAAUAAAAAUGUGAUUUAAAACAUUGGGCUAUAGGAAAAAGAGGCACUUGAAAGCAGAUAAAACAGAUUCAGAAGAGUAAUUGUGUACACACAUAAAACAUUAAUCCCCUACACAGUUCACUGGCUUUAUAUUAUAAAUUUCAAAUAAUGCCCCACGAAUUAGUGUUGAAUGUAGUGUGAGAGGCUACAUGAUAAAAUAAAGUGCGGCAGCAAAAAAAAAACAACCUCUAAAUCCUAAAUAAAAUCUGCCUUCUAUCCUGUUCUGUCCCCCAAGCACAAGCUCUUGUUUCACCUAUGAAUUACAGUGCCUGGUACAUAGGAUGUCAGGGAUGUGAUUUCAUUAUUUCACCAAGGGAGGAUCAUAAAACCUGGCUUUACAACAACUAUACAUAGCCUGAAAAAUGCCCAGAGAGGAGACAGAGCACACCACCACAUUCCCUCGUCAAGCCGAUCAAGCGGAUUUCAUCAGGAGGAGAAUAUUUAUGGACUUCUUCUCAGUCCCUGAACAACCAGCAUUGUUGGGGUCGGUGCAGGGGCAGGAUCAAGGGAUGCUGGAGGACAUGUCCUUGCAGGCAGUGCCCAGCUGAAAUGCUCCAUCCCUGCCACAGCAGCAGCACUGCACUUUUUCCCUCUGCAUCCAAAAAUAUGAAGCCUGACAUUAAUGCAAUGAUUUUUCGGACUUCUUUCCUCCUUCAUGGAGGCCGGUGGGGCUGGAGCGCAGCCUGAGGCCCUAUAUAACAUGCUCCCAAGGCUAAAUCCAAGCAGGAAUUUCUUUGCUGGGUGGCACAGGGAGAGAAGUAGAGUGUCCACCGGGUAGUGUGAUCCCCGAAAUCCCAAUUAGGCACCCGGGGGGCAGUGCUGGGGGUGCUCAGAGCCCAUGCCGAGGACUGAGGAUUGAUGGAGGCGCUCGGCGCACAGCGGUGAUGAGACAGCCACCCCUGAAUAAUUCACACUGCGUUUUCUGCAGGCAUUGAGCAGGCUGGAGCACCUCUUAUUUUUCACUGUGCUUUAUUAGGCACGUGAGAGACACUAAAUUACACCCAUUGGUACCCUAAUUUUUUUAAAAAUAGCUGCCUAUAGGGCACAGUGAAUGGAAUUUAAUUUUCUCUCAAAGUUAAAUAUUCCUUACAUUGGCACAGAUCUCCAGCAGAGAAUCUGACACCGACAGACCAGGAGAAUUUUCCACCCUUCUAUGAGUGUGACUCAAAUAUGUAUUGACGGCAGAAAUGAUUUUCAACCUGCAUAUAAGGAGCUGGAAAGACACAGCCUGCACUGACAGAUGUCCUGGACUUUAAUAUUAAUGGCAUUCCCGAGUUUGCUCCCAGGAGGCAGCACUAACAGUUGUUGACUUAAUGAUUUUUUAAAGAACAAUAAGUCAUGAAGCAUUACAGCGUUUAUUCUGAGCUAUCAUUUAUUCUGGGUCAGAAAACAACAACACCCAAGGCUUUUGUUUCACGUUUUUCUAGGGAUGGAGGGAUGUGGGAUGGAGCAAGGAAUUAUGGAGGCCUGAACCCCGCGGUUACUUGACAAAUCAUAGAAAAUGAGACCAGGGGCUUGGAACAGGUAACCCCCGAUGGGCCCAUGCUGUGGUCACCCAAAAUACCCACCUGACGGUGAGACAUUUCUAAGGACGGGUGCGGGGACGUUGGUAAAGCUCUUGGAGAUGCCAGCAUUGCAGGAGGCCUCAUCCAGAACCGGGUCCAGCCCCCGGUGCUGAGAACAGCGAUGCCACACGGGGCCUGACCACGGUGUGCAAGGCCUCCAGGUGCUUCACCUUCCUGCUCAGCAACACUUAACAUGGCACGCACAUCCGCAUGCGUAUAUACGAACACCAACAAAUACGGUCUAAUUAUUACUUUCUCCCUAAUCAUACAGCUGCACUAUUCUGGGAAUCGCUUUAUUACAGCACUUAGGAAGGAAUUAGUCUUGUCAAUAACUGCUGAGUGACAAGGACGUUGGGGCCAUCUCCUCCUGGAUGCUGCCUUCUCCGUGCUGUCCCCUCCUGCCACCCGUGGGUGCCAGCUGGAGCCCACGGGCGUGAACACAGGGAUGGGAACCCUGGAUGAAACCCCAGCACCCCACCCCGUGCCCCUGCCUUCUGUUCCUCACAUCUUUUUCCUCCCGAGUGAACUCCAGACGAGACUUUGCCUUCGUUCCCUCGGCUGUUCCCCAGCAGGCGGGGCUGAAUAGCUUCAGGCUGCGCUCCCAGCUCUGGACAAGCGUUUUACCAGAAAACACAGCAUCCCCUGGAGCCUCAUUCUUCAAAAUCAGAUUUUCUUCCUUGCCCGAGGUCUCAUUACACUUGCUGCCUCCUCUUUGUUUUCCAUCCUGUGUUGCAGGUAAUUGCAUCAAUGUUCUUACUCAUAGCUGCAGCGAAAAUAAAACGCCGCUUUGUUCUCUGUGCUGAGAACUGACGCUGGCUAUUGCUCCCUCAUCUUACCCGGAAGGUACCACUGCUCUGGAAUUUAUUUUAAAGAUCCAUUUCUUCUCUUUUAAGAGAUGUGGGAUGCUCACUUUGCUGGGGGAUCACCACAGCACCUUUGGGGCUGCUUUGCCCCAAAUCAAGGCAUUGCUUUAGGAGAACCCAAGACCAAAAAAAACGUUGGUUGCCUGCUAGAAACAGAAGGGGAAUUGACUGAAAUAAUCUGCUAAACUGGACACAAAAUUAGGGGUAUUCCAUCUGGGUUGUCACUUCCCUGCACACAAACUGCAGAAGUUACCAGCAAAGCCGUACCUGCUCAAGCAGACGACCACGCAUCAUUAUUUGAAGGAACGCAAGUAACUCAAAUCACCAAGUCACUUGAAAUUGCCAAAUAACUCUGAACUUUGUAAAAGGCAUUAGCACUUUCUGGAGCAAUGCUGGAGCCAUAUUUCCAUGUUAUUUUCUUGAGCAAUUGCCGUUUAUUUGGGCCCGUUCCAGGCUGGCAGGAGGGAUGGUAAGGCAGUAAUGUAGCAGGUUAUCAAUUAUUCUACUUUACAAACUUCUCUAUCUUAUCUACAAGCAGAUCUUUACUCUGCAGAGAAGCCAAUGCAUGCAGGCAUAGCAGUCGCAGGGCUAUCACUUGUACCACACCACUUGCUCACAGAGGUCAAGCCGCCUUCUGUCUAGGAACAGACUCAGCCAGACCCUUCCCAUAAGUUUGAGUAAAAAUCGAACAUAAAGUGAUGGCGUCCACUGGGGUGCCGUUUUUAGCACAGAAUGGCAUUUUCCCCAUGACUGCCCACCCGCUGACCACCGUGAUGGUCCUUCAGCAUCACCAGCCAUGAGCCAGCUUGUCCACUAGUUUUUAAUUAUCUCUGGUUUGAGUUUGCUGCCGUCACUGAUUUUAGCAGAACAGCCCCAAUGGUGCAGGCGUCCUUGUAGUUAAAAAGUGUGUUAUCAGCUCAGCUUUUGCCUAUGAUUACCAAGUUUUCAAACACUGGAUGCAAAAAUUCACAGUGGGAUAGUAAUAUUUUUGGAUCUCGCAACGGGUGAAAAUUUGGAGGAGGGCAGCAGGAUUUGGAUGCAGGAAAUCAGUGAGGCUCUGCCCCACGUCUCUUGGAUUUCUGGGGUGUUUGGAUCUGAGCUUGCUGGGCCAGGAAUCGGGCACUUGCUCUUUUUCCUUCACACGCUGCACACAGCUACGGGGAGGUCACAGCAAACCCAGUGCCGCCACCUCCUAUCAAAUGCCCCUUUCUGAACGGGAGAAGGCCUGCGAUUAGAUUGUACCGUGCCCUUCAAGAAAAACUGCUUUUUGAUUGCAAAAAAUGAUUAAUCACCAUCCCUUCCGAGCAGACCACAUCCGUCUGCAGCAGCCAGUCGGCGCCCUGGGGCUGAAGGGGGUGAGUCAGUGCAGGGGAGCCUGGCAGGCCUCUGAGGGAGGAAUUGUGCCUUGUGUGUGUGUGUGUGUGCAUACGCAUACGUAUGUACAGAGGCAUGUUGGGCUUGUAGCCCGUCUUCUGCUGCCCACAAUGCACUUGCGUGGGGACAUUUCAGAGAUGGUCAGCUGGGACGGUGCAAGGGAGACAGUUGCCCAAAUUGAUGCAUAAACCUGGGAAAUCGAGGAUAUUUGGUGUAUUUUCAGUCUUUUAAAUGAAACCCAUGCCUUGUGCAGAGACAUCUUUACCAUCACCCAAAUUAACCUCUGCAGGGCUGUUUCAGGACAGCCUGCUUUAGAGUGGCUGGGUGGUAAGAUGGGUCCUCCACGCUCCUGGUUGUAGCAUCUGCUGGAGUUUUGCUAACAAGAACUGGGUAAGGGAUGAAAGACAGCAGCAUCGGUCCCAUCAGGAGCUCCCAGCAAAGACAAGCAUUAUCCCUCACUUGUCGUCCCAGGCUCAUUUGCCUGCAUUCACAAGAAAAAAAAAUAGAGUAAAAAAAUAGCAGUUAACAGCAUUGGUGGUAAAUACUUAACACAGAAACCUGCCUCAGUGCCGGAGCUGACUCUUGGCCAGUUCCACGUGCCUUGAUUGUCCCUCACAGCUUGGAUUUCAAAAGCUGCAGAGCCCACAAGCAAGGGCAAACUCUCAGGAGCUUUUGGGACGUGGCACCAGAGUUUCAAGGCAGUGCCAUGGACAGGUUGGGACUGCUUCAAAAUGGGCCCUAGCUGGGAAUUGGAGCUCUGGCUGCUUUUCCUAGCAGAAAUUAAGAGAAUUUGUCAGAGCAUCAGGGAAGCAGGAAAGGAAAAGCUGGCCAAGGGACUUUCCAGGCUUUGGACAUGCUUGGUGAACUCUUCUAGACAAGCUCAGCCCUUCCCCAAAUUAGCCAAAGCCGCUCCUGUGGUCUGCCCCGUGCCCAAGCCCCAGCAAGGCAUGAAGAGCAUCACUGCACUGCUGCUGGAAGCCCAGCCAGCAUCCCUCUCCCUUGUGCUCCAGGGUUAAACACACACACGAAAAAAAAGGGAGAGAGAGAAAGCAAGUUCUCAUUUUGUUGCCAUAGCAGCCUUCUGGAUUAUUUAGACUGAUAGCAUUUGUAAAAAUUCAACAAAGGGUAGCGUAUCUCUUGGAAAUCAGAGCAGAUGUAAUGCUGCCUGCCAUAUGCCACUGGGAAAAAACCUAUUGGCAAAGGAAACAUUGUAGGAGCGAAAGCCGAACCCACGUUGUGCGGUGGAAAAUGUCGCCUUCCCUAGAUGGCAGGGCAGAGCGAUAACGCGGGGAAAGUCGCCUCCACGUCUAUAACUGCUGCAAGGCGCCAUGGGCAGUGCCAGGGCUGCUGCCGCAGGAAGGUGCCUUCGCUGCCUUGAUGAGCUGCCAUGUGCCGCGGAGAAAAGGUUGUUAACAUGGAAAAUUAAUUAGGCAGCUUAACAAAGCUCGCUCCUGAGGAGCCCUGCCCACACCGCAGGUGAGGCGCCACGGUCUCUGAGAACCACACCACAGUUUGGGCUUCUCCUAAACAAAUCGGUAUUUGGAAUUAAGAAAUCCCACUAAAAAAACUGUUUUAGUUUGUGUAUGCACAAAACCAAGCCCCACUGCAGUUUUCAUUCCAGGUUCACGCUCUCAAAAUUUCUUUCAAAGAGGCAUUUUGGAGCCUGGGUUUCACCUGGACGAGAAAGGGAAGGGCUGGAGCUGCUUGGGGCUGUUGGCCCAGGCUGGGAGGGGGUGGUGUUCUCAUUUUCCCAGUAAUUUUGAUUCUCAGCUCUGCCCCAGCUGCUCGGAUGCAGCACUUUGUGUUUCCUUUCCCAGGGACAUGAGGCGAUGCCCAUGGAGCAGAAUCCAUGGCAUAGAACCAAAGCACCACCUGGGCUGGAAAAGACCUUCAAGACCAUCAAGCCCAGCCAUCAGCCUGACCUUCUGAGUCCCACCACUAACCGCGUCCCUUGGUGCCACAUCCCCACACCUCUUGAAUACCUCCAGGGACGGGGGGCUCCACCACCUCCCUGGGCAGCCCAGCCUGAUGCCCGACCAUCGCAAGUCCUGGACAAGUUGCAGGGAUGCAGAUGUCCUUCCAAACAUCCUGCUAGCUGCUAUGAAGGUGUCAAGCUGAAUGAAACCAACUCGCUGAGCCACGCUGGGAGCUGAGGGCAAAGAAAAGGGUUGGCAGCCAUCGUGGAGCAGCAACGGAUCAAAGCACGCGGUGGCAACAACCCUGUCAGCAGCACUGCCCUCCUCGGCACUUUCCAAAAGGCAAAGUCGCUUGAUAAAAUUACCAGCCUGUGAAAAAUGGAUCUCACGUUCCUUUCGAGAGGAAAAAAGCCACAUAAAACCUGCGUUUGUUUUGCCGAGGUACCUCCAGCGCGUAUAAAUCACACGCGGAUUAGUUAACCUCUCUUCUGGGGCAGUUCCAGCAGUUAAACAGCGGACUUGGGGCCAUCCAUCACUGCUGCUAUGGGCUGCGUACACCGUUAGCAUCGCUCUGGCAGCAGGAACGAGUCUGGUGCAAGCUCACUACCGGCCCCUGGCGUCCAAAGGACAGUAGUUGGUGCUCAGACCUCGGUGACGGCGGCUACCCUGCAGAAAUUCAGAUAAAUGGGGGAAAAAAAUGCCCUGACAAGGCUCAGCAAAAGCUGCGUCAUCAGAAAUGUUUUCUCCAGUCAACUAGUAACAAAAGCAAUCGUUUUCACAUUAAAUCCUUGCACCCCACAUGCAGAAAAAUCCAAGCAGCUCAGUAACACUUCGGGCAAAUUGUGGACUCUGUCCUAAAGAUAUUGUCAAGAGCAUGAAAUCCUCAGUCUCCAGCAAGCCGUGCGAUGAUCGUGUGUUACCUGCUCGGUCCCAGGUUCAUCUGAGGUUUCGGCAGGACCGCGCGGAGCUGUGGCCAUGUGCAAUUAACACCUCAGGUGUUUUUACAGACGGAUGCGAGGCUCAGUUUGAUGAAGCUGUUGUCUGUGUCAUGAGUGAAAACCUGGGGAGAAAUCUGUGUGUUUUGUUGACAAUGCUGCUGAGUGCUCAGCCCUGGGGGAGCGCUGCCCUCCUGAGUGCCCCAGUGGAGGACGUGAGGCAACAGCCUCCAGGUGCACCAGGGGAGGCUGAGAUCAGACGUCAGGAGGAGUUUCUUCAUGGAAAGGGUGGUCGGGCAUCGGGCCAGGGUGCCAUGGAGGUGGUGGAGUCCCCGUCCCCGGAGGUAUUCAGGAGGCGUGUGGACAUGGCACUGAGGGACAUGCAUGGCUAGUGGUGGGACUCAGAAGGUCAGGCUGAUGGUUGGACUGAUGGUCUUGAAGGUCUUUUCCAGCCCAGAUGACUCUGUGGUUCCACGGGUCAAUGAUUUUAUUCCCUCAUUCUCACUCAUGCUCCUGCCUCGGCAGCCGUGCCUCUUGGAAGCCACAGUUCAAGGCUUCUGAUUUUUUUUUAAGCUGCUUGGGAGAAUGGGGAUAAUUAGCAACAAGGCCCAUGUGUUAAGAACAUGCAAUUAGAACCCAUCGGGCUGUAAUUUACGUCUUAGCCUUCCACGUGCAAAAAUUAACGCGGUACCAGGCUGUGCGUACCGCAGCGCCAAGGGGGGGGCAGCGCAAGGCGGGGGGAGCGGUGCCGCGAAGCCAACCCGGGAGCAGGAGCCAUGUUUGACCCCUCUGCACCCAGCGUGGAGGAGGAUUGGGAGGCUGAGCCUCCACCACAAGCCUGAUGAAGGAAAUCUCAAUCCAGCAGCAGCAGGGUCCCAGGAGAAGCUACGGGCACCCCACCUCUGCCCCGGUUGUGUCGGACUGCGGUACUCUUGCACAAAAGCCUGCCUUUUCUCCAGAAAACAACAACAACAAAAAACAUUUUGGGAUUGGUGUGAUGGGUUUGGUACCAGCCAUCACCUCUGCUCCUCCAUCCUCCAACCAACACAUCCUCCAGCCCACACAUCCCUGCUCUCUGACACCCAAACACCCAGAACACCGGUCGGAAGUGGAAUAUUUAGGGAUAACGUUCCCUGCUUCUGCGAUGGCACUAAGAUGAUGCUUUCCAAAGAGCCUGGAGGCAUUUGGGAGAGCCCAGCUCUCUUCUCCAGAAAUAUCGGGGGGUUCCAGCCAGCUCUGCUCAUGGACCGGAGCCGGCGGUGAGGCACGUAGUGGGGCUGGGCUUUGCCACGUGGAGCAUCCCUGCGGGCGGCAGGGCGAGCGCCGAGCAGUGCCCAGAGCCCAUGGCUUGGCAUCUGGCUUCUGUGAGAGCUGUUAUUAACAGGAAUCAUCACACGUGAGCAGCAGCACACUUGGGAGUUGGGUGAGUUUUAUCAGCCCUGGUGUGCUGGGCGAGGGGACGUCUGCCUUUGCCCAACAGCAGCAGUAGCAAAAUGCUGCUGAAUGCAAAAAAACACUGUAAAAGGAGAGCCUGAGGCUGCAGGCAGAGCUUGGGGGGCUCCCUGCACGACACCCAGCGGGCUGAGUUUUCAGAAGAGAUUAAAUAAUGUAGCAGCAGCCUGGCAGGGAAGCAGCACCACAUUUUGGCAAAUCGUGUCCCAUGCCUUUCCUCUGGCCAUAGCCAUCAGGGUUUUGCCUGAUGCCCUGCACAAAGUCUUCCCCAGGAGCAUAUUUAAGUGUUAAUUUUUUACGGUGUCUCACAGUUUAUUUUUUAACUAAGACUGUGCUGGAGCUGGAAGGGGAAUGGCUCUGGUUUCCCCAGCAGAUGCUCAUGGUCAUGGUCAUAUCACCCCCAGGCUGGGAAGGGGGAGCGGGGUGGUGGGGUGGCCCCUGGGGCACAGCCUGUUGUGGUGGCGUUUUCUUAUUUACUGCAAUGAAAAUACUCAGAGUGACAUCUAUAAUAAGAUGAUUUUCUAAAAAAAUAAAAAAGGCAGCAAAGAAAUUCCCCCAGGCUCCACUGCCUCGAACACACCAGAUCUGACAAGUCAUUAAGCCCCAUCUUUUCUGCUUACAAAUUACAAGGCACGUGGUGUAACUCCGGAAUGGCCUUUCUGUCACUUCUGGAGUGAAAUAUGGUGGGAAAUAAAAAUCAGAGAGCCGCAGCAGCUGCAGCCACAGACAAACGUGAGUUAGCCAAGCUGAGCAAGAGCUCGCAGGUACCGCACACCGCGAUGCUCCACGUCUCUGCUCCCAGUUCCUUGUGCUGGCGCUCCUGGAGACAAACCGACCUGUUCCUGGUACAGUCAAGCCAAAAAGCUGCUGACCAGGGUGGAUUGGCACAUUUCGAUGGUGGGCCCUGCACCAUUCCCUCCUUGCUUUGCUUUUUCCAAGAGUGCUGCUCUCAGCCAGUCGCUAAAACCAGGCAGGAAAGCUGGCUUAAUCAUGUUAGCAAAUGGCUCCCAGGAAAUAAUUGCCUCUUUUAUGGAAGUGACCUCAUUUAGGCGCUGUUAAAUUGGGCAGUAACCGAGACAUCUGGUGUCUCUGACAUCACUGCACCAGCAAGGGACACGACCAUGUCAGUGCCUUGCUCCCAGGGCUCACCUGUGGGUUGUUCUUACAUCCCACAGCCUGAGCUGCACGAUGCACUGCCGGUGCCGGGUGGGACAGGUCCCUGUGCGGGUUUGGCAAGGGGAAGGUGGGAAACCAGGCAGAUCCCGAGGGAGCCAGGGCUGCUUAGGCUGAGGGCACAUGGAACUCAAUAAGCAGGCUGCACAGUGUAAAUCCAGGUAAUUAAUUACUGCUGACUGCGCUGUUUAUCAUUCCUUUGUCCUUGGUGCGGAAUAGCCUUCAAGCCCCGGGGGGGAAACAGCCCUUGCACAUCAGGGAAACCCAAACCUGCACCUGCAAGUGGUUUCUGCGGGGUGAAGAGUGGAUGCAGCUGGGGUGCAGAAAAAGCCCUGGCCCCCUGCUUAAGAAACCUGGCCCUGGACUUGCAGAAAAGUUGUUACCUGGCUGCCGGAGCUGGAGAGCAGGGGCUCGUCCUCAGUGAUCCUCUGGUGCCACCCACCCUUGGGGGUGCUCAGGCAACACCAGGGCAAGCCUGCGUCUGUCCUCCUCCAUCCGGUCCUGUCCCCUGUUCUCCGGGCUUGGUGUGCUUGCUGAGAUGGCGUGCUUCAUUAGGGUCAGAAGUUAAUUGUGUUUGAGGCUUCCCUGCUUCCUGCUCUUCCCAAGGAGCACCGGCUGCUCCCGAGCAGCGUGCUCCCCUGGGCACCUCUUGCACCUCUUGUUCAGCCCCGUGUUUCUCAGCUACCGGCGAGGCUCCAGUUGUUUUCAGAAGUACAAAUGAAUUUAAUAAGGGUCCCAGCAAGACUUUGAGGCCACAGUUGACUUGCCGCACCUCCGGCCCCCCAGGCAUGCUUCGCUAUCGAUCUGUUUAUCGCCGCCGCUGAGAGUGCCAUCCAUCACUGCACCAGAGCCAGCCCGCAGCACCGAGCAGGCACCAGGAGCGUCGUUUGGGUGACAAAUGGGACGCGCCCCUCGUUCAGCAUCUUUUUGAAGCACGAAAUACUCAUUCUGUAAAGCACCGAUAUUCAGGAAAGUCAGCAGCCGGGUCCUGUCUGCUCCCAGCUCCGGGUGGGGAGCAGUUCUGCUGAGCUCCAGGUGGAGACGCCCUUGCGAAACCAAAUGGUGCUGCAGAAUUCAGAGCUUUGGGAGAACCUCUCUGGAACAGACCUUGCUUUCCAAAAACCUGCAGGGAAGCAGAGGCUGGUUUUCAAACCACCGAGGUUUCUCUGCACCCGUGCCCCGGGUGGGUGUGGACGAAGCUCAGUGCCCCGCGUUUUUCGUUUUUUUUUUUGCCACUUUUUACAUCACCUCGUGCCAGGCUGGAGCUUUUUCCUUCUAAACGAGGCUCUUCUGUGACAACCAGGAGGGGAACCAGGUGGCAUUUUGUGCAGAGUGUGCUGGGGACGGGCCCCCUGCCCUGGUGUGUCCCUGGGGAUGCCGCAGCUCCGGGGCUUCCAAGCUCUGUGCUAGUGGCCACAGGAAAGAUGGCAAGAGGAACUCCAGCUCUCCGGCGACAUUUGGGAUCGGGCUUGAAACCCCCGUAAUUAAAAAAAUACAGAUGAUUCCAGCCCUGCUCUGUGCCUCAAAGAUAAACAUUGCUUUCUUUCCCCAGUGGCCACUGUGCAAAGAAAAAAAAAGAAGUAGGAGGCUGAGUGGAGCUCUGAGAGCUGCUGAAAUGCUUUGUUUGGGGCUUAUUUGCUCUGGGCGCCGGGGGACGGCUACGAUGGCCUGCUUGAAACAAAGGCCAACACCGCGCACACUUACGGGGAAAAAAGUGCCAGCGGAAUGUUUAACAUUACACAAGAACAAAACCUUCCUGGAGUCUGUCCCCAGCCUCCCCAAACAUAUGGUUUUGUUUCUUCCUUCCUUCACACACACACAAAAAAAAAAAGGCAGAAAAAGGCAAAGCGGCUGCAGCCAUGCGUCCCCAGCAGUGCGCUGGGCUGAGCUGCGCUUCUGCACUGGAAGGCACCGGGCUGCAGCGCGAGCACCUGCUCGUAGCUCUGCUGGCUGUCGGGUCUGCACAUCUUCAAUUGGGACUGCUCGCUUGGCUGCAGCCUCCACUGAGGUGUUCCACUUGCAGGUAAUUUGCAGCUGGCGCUCACGCAAUUACCUUGGAAUGAUUUCUAGAGGCAGUGCAAGGGUUUGGUGUGGCUGGGGUCUGCAGAGCAGGUCGGAGGAGGAGGAGGAGGAAGGCGAUCUAGGAGACCGGUGCUGGGCAGGCUCACCCUUCAUCCUAACCCUGAGCUCCCUGGAAGCAAGGGUCAGGGAGCAGGACCAGGAAACCUACCUAUUUCCUUCUAUCCUGGCUCAUCUGCUCUUCUACCCACGGCGUGCCGGGCUGCUGCUUCAGCGCGGAGCGAUCCUGCGGUGCGUCAGCAAGGGGCUGAAGCUGAGGGUCGUCCACCUUGCCAAGGAUCAUCACGUCCACCAGGAGCUCCACGAAGGACUGCAAUCCCCCAUUUCAGCACGUGCUGCUUCCCUUCCCGUCACUUGUAUCGUCCUCAGAGUGCAGCCGCAUCUCAGUCCCCGGCCCCCCUUGUGCCCCACAGACCCUGGCAUGGGGACAAGUGGCCCUCAGGUCAUGGCCGCCCCGAUCCCUCCCCAAAUUUUAAUCCUCCGCUGCUGGGUUAUCCGCGAUGCAGAAUUGGAAGAAAAAAGAGAUCUGCCUCGAGAGAAGGGCUGGAAGACUUAAUUAGCUGGCUGCUGGCACUCAGCAAUUACUGCUGUACGGCACGGCCCAAUUAUGGUACUAUUAACUUCAGUUCUCGGGAAAUUCGGUGAUUAAUAAUACUAAUAAUUCUGCUGACCUCAAAGUAAUUGCAGAACAUUAAAGGAGAAAACUGUUUCUAAUUAAGCAAUUCCCAAUCCUUCUGUUUUCUCUGGUUCUCUCAAAGCCCCCGGUGCCCCCUCAGCUGUUGCUGCCUUGGGGACGGGGCUGGCAGCAGGGCAGGGCAGGCCCAGGGAACAGCUUUUUUCCCCCAAGAAGUGACAUUCCUGGAGCCAUUCAGUGUGUUUUGUUGUUUGUUUGUUUUUUUUUAAAAAAAAGAAAAAAAGCCUGUGCAAGCCAUAACCAUGCUUCUGACAGGCUCCAGUGUCCUGCUGAGCUGAAGGGAGGAACACUUCCCGCAGGGAAAGCUCCGACGCAGUUUGAAGUCCCAGAGGAGGCUGGAGGCUGCCCGGCUGCGGGUGUUUGCUCCAGGAGGAGGAGAUCAGCGGCUGCUUCUUGCUUCUGGAGCCGGGCUCAGGGCAGGGAGGGCCGAGCAGGAGAGCGGUGAGCAGACGCGGCUGGGGAACUGCUCAGGGCCACACGCGGAGCUUUUGCAAAGCUGGGAGAUGAGCAAAACGUUCCUCUCCCCAAACUGGGAAUAGCUCUCGGUGCGUGGUGUUCACAAAAGCCCCAAACUUUCCGACAAAGGAAACAAAAAAGCUCACAGUGUCUGGGGCUGGGUCCCUUUGGGGUUGCUGCCCUCUCUGCCCCGUGGAACACUGGCUCGCAGGGCUGUCACAUAGCCCCAGGCACCCCGAUGUGCAGCACCCUCCUGCCAACCUCCAUAAACGGUAAUUUAACAAAAAUCAUUGCUAGCUCUCACAGUCUGAAUGCGAUGCCUUUCAAAAUGAGUAAAAUGGAAGCGUUUCACCCCUACAGCCUGUGCUGGGUGCUCGCAGCGAUGCCAUGUGAGGUCGAAAGCAGAGCAAAAGAGCAGACUGGGGGCGCCCUGUUAACACUGAAACCUAACGAGGAAAGAAGCUGCACACCACGAAGCCCCUUUGCUCUGGGCACUGUGGCUCAGUGAGGACAAGCCCCAGGCCCCGCUCAGCACAUGAGCAGCUGCAGCAGCUCGGCCUGCUCUCACCCCUCCAGCACCACCCAAAUCCCUGCCCUGGCCUCUUGGGCAUCAGCACAAAGAGCAACCAAAGCAACUCCCCAAAAUACAAAAUUAAGAGCUGAAAUGCUGCAGACCAGAGGGCUUAUCGUUAUUUUCUGGUUCUAAAAUGCAGCCACAGAAAAUAGGAGAGUAGGAAAAAUAACUAAGUUGCAGAACUGCCCACUUUUGUGCUUUAAAAAAUGACCUGGGAGAAAAAAGUUCAGGUAGUACAGUAGGGCUCUCAAAUUUACCAGCUUUCAGAUAUUGUAUUUGUGUGGGUCUGUGUGUGUGCAUAUACAUAGGCAUAUAUAAAGGCCUUAUAUUUAAAAGGUUAGUACUCCUCCUGGCAAACGAUCAGUGAAGAUUUUCCUCUGAAGUUUUCCUCCAAAACACAAAGUGAAGAUUAUCACAAACAUGUCACUGGAUCCAAACGCACCUUAAAGCAGCCUUCACAAGGCCAGUCCGCUGCUGCCAUCUCCUUUUCCUUCCUGGAAAAUUCAGAGCAGUGCUCUACAACACAACUUGCUCGCAUUUUGGUUUUCCUGGGGAGCAGGAUGGGAAGGCAAAGAGCUGCCUCUGCAGAGGUCUUGUGUUAUUCUCGCGUUUUGCUUUUCUUCACAGGCAUUUUAAAGCAAUUGGAGGCAAAGAGAUGAGUAAAACACUGCAACUGGUGGCGCAGCACCAGGGUUGUAAGGAGUAAGGGGUUGGAGCAAUGGCUUUUUUUUCCUUUUAAAGGUUCUGCCAACCAACCAACCUUUUCAUCUUUUUUCUCUCUUUUAAGCCCCAAAUCUUAGCAUACAGAGGGAGAUGUCUUUACCAAAGAUGGAUCUGGGACAGCUCUGGUGGAUGGUGGUGAUGUCCAAGUGGGCUGGCCAACGUGUUUCCAAUAGCCAAGGGGACGUGAAAACCCAAACCACCCCUGCGUGGAGCCAGGGUCGGACCUCGGCUCGCUGUCAGCAGGCAUUUCGCUGCAGCCUCCUGGGUCGGAUCUGUGCCGAGCAGCCCAGCGUGCUACCAGGGGACUGCUCAAUGUCCCAACUCUGCUCACACCCGUCUGCAGAUCGGCCGCAGUUGGUUUGUUAACUAAGACAGCUAUUAGCAAGCUUCUGUAGCUGUUUUUUCUCUUCUUUUCCCCCCCCCCCCCAGUCUUCUUGUUUCUGCUCUGGCACGCCAGAUUUAUAGAAUCAACAUCAAAAGCCCUGAAAGUGUAGGGGACGUCUGUGCUAAACUGACCAGCAGCCUCCAAAUUUGUCAAGCUGGUAUUUAUUAAAGCACUGGCUACCAGGGGAGGUUAUAACUACGUUACGAUCAAUUCCAAAAGCCAGCAGUGAAAAUUGCAUCAAGGCUGACCAGUUCCAGUGAGCACAGUCCCUGCUCCUUCCCUCUGACAGCACAGAGAAGAAAAAUAAACCGGAGGCAAUGAAACACAGCAAGAUUACAUGAACAGAAGUGCGUUGGGCUGCUGAAGGCUGCGGUGUAGAGAUACUCACCUGACUUCAGGCUGCUCACGUGCAGCUGGACUUUGAGGCAGCCUCAAAGAGUCCCGCUGUCAGAGAAGAGAUGACCAGCAACAUCCAUGCAGCUGCAAGCGGCAGCAAGCAGGUGCUGUUGGUCUACUCAUUACAAAAGGAAAGCAGCAGCCUCGUGUGCAGCUGCAGGACGGUCAGAGAACAAUCCAACGGCGAUGGGUAAGGGAAGAGACUGGGACGAACAACCCCUCUGUCCUGCAAAACCUCCGAUCAGGGGGUUGGAAGCUUAAAGACGGAGGCCAAACAGCAGCAAGGGGGUUAGACGAGAUCAAGAUUAUUUUUAUGUUCAAUAAGGUUUUCAUACUUGGAAAAAUUAUCACAAAACCAGCAGAUUGGUGGAAAAAAAUGAAAACACAGGAUUUGUUCUUUAAAAACACACAAAAUACUUUUAUAGCUAGCUGCAAACAUAACAAUAGACAUUUACAAGGUAUCUUAGUGCAUAUUUACACUUACUUUUUGUUUUCUUUCCUAGAAUUAAAGCUGCCAUAAUCUUCAAAGACUUUAGGGCUGUUUCAACAGCUGAAUUACAAAAGAGCUAAUUCACAAAUUACAAAAUAAACUUAGUUUAAAUAAGGAGGAGAAAAUAAUCCACAAGGUUCACUUUAAUAUAGAUUUAUAUAGAAAAGGUCAUUCUCUUGAUACAUUUUCUAAGGUCGCGAAAUGGCAAACUUUUAAUAUUUCAACCUGUGCUUGGAUGGUUUGGAUCGCAGAGUGAAGCAGCUCACAGCUCACUCGUUUCUGGCACUUUGGACCACGAGCAUGCUGAAAGGGAAACUGGGUUUAAGCCACGUGCCCCACAAAACUGUGACUCUGCAGCUGGAAGAGACUUGAAUAAGGAGGCAGGAGUGCUGAGCACGCCUCUCUCGGGGACCAAUCCUGCUCUGCAGGCAGCAGGAGCUGUGCUGCUGGCUCAGAGAGCAAACAGCCGCUUUCUGGCUCUCUCCAGGGGCAGGGUGUGGAAGCUGCCCUGCUCCAUGCUGGUCUCCAGGUAUUUCAGCAUCUUCACUGCUGAGCCUGAGCAGAGACCACGCUGAAUGAAAGCGAGUGUUCAAAUACCUCUGAAUUUGGGGUAACACAGAUUCUGCUUGAGUUUGGAGGGCAGGUGGGCUUCUUUUUCUUGGAUCUCAAUAGUUUAGCGUGGCCCUAACAGUGAUGGACACAAUGGUGCAAAACAGACGGGUCUCAAUGCUUCUGAAAGCCUAAGAGAUGAUGCUGUUGGAAGUCGGACUCUAAAACAAACUUAGAAUAAGAUCUUUUUGAAAAGAAAUGUAUUUUCUUCAUAAAUACAGUACAAUUACAUUUUACAAUGUCUUUUUACUUUCUAGACAUGAAAACGCUAGCUUUUUUUAAAAAAAAAAAAAGUUCCUAUACAAAUACAUGGAAAGAGAACCCCUGCCCACAGCCCCUGGCCCUGGCACGGAGCAGAGCCGCCAGCCUCCGGGGAAGGCAGAGGAGCCCAAAUAGCCCCAGGGUGUUGCUGUCCUUGUUGCCCCGAGUUUAUGUGGUCACUUUACAGGUGGAAAAGCGCAGCUCCUGCAGUCGGGAUCACGGCUGGCUCACGGGAUGCAGCCGUCACACACCUUAACACACCGCCGCUCGAUGGUGCGGGCUCGUGGAGCAGGAGGCAUCCUUGGAAAUGGUCCUGGCCGAAAGUCCUGCAAGUCCCCUCCCUCAGGCAGCCAAAAAAACGAAACAAAGCUAAUGCCAGCUUUGCGCCUCACAUUUUGUGGUUGCUACAAAAGGGAAAGAAUUUAAGCUCCCUGACUGCAUUUGCUUACCUUAGCCACACUUGGCAGACUCCUGAGGAGCAACUCAGAUCCCCAGGGGUGCUCAGACCAGAGAAUUACAGCUCUAGACCCCACAGGAGCUGCCAGGCAGGAGCUGUUCAGUUAAUGACAACACUGGGUCGGAUGGGAACAAAAACCUCCAGAUCUCGGGCAGUGCCCUGAGCCUUCAAAUCCCAAAGGAAUUGCCCACGGAAAGGGCUUGGGAGUUUGGCCAAUCUGUACGCAGUGAAAGGAAAGAGGAGAAGUAACUACACUUGAUUUUCUUGUUUUGCUCUACAAAGAAGAAUAUGUGGCCUUUUUUUCAUUUUUAAUAAAAGCUACAAUUCUGCUUCUAAUACCCGAGUUUAAGAAAAACUCUUAGUCUAAAAUUUUGGUUUGCAAAGAAGGUCAUU
Messenger RNA from Cygnus olor (mute swan), 19071 nucleotides. RefSeq lists its product as uncharacterized. Bases 13053 to 14189 code for a protein of 378 amino acids. Lineage: Eukaryota; Metazoa; Chordata; Aves; Anseriformes; Anatidae. The record is from RefSeq and is a predicted model, not a curated record. The transcript has 3 exons.